UCUCUAGGCGCCUAGGAUCAGGUCACGUGAGGGAUUUUGAACGACAUUUUAGACGCACGCCCCAGCCCGCGCUGUUUGGACGUUGUUGUUUCUAGCUUGUCAACGGCGCAAAAUGGUCCGUAGCCCUGCGAGGUCGAAAGAGAGCAAAUGGGACCAUUUAAGGAGAAGACCUAGGUAUUUCAAGCCAACACACCGUUCUUUCACAGUUACUUGGAAAGACAGUACGCCUAAUACCACUGAAGAUGGCAAAGGCUCCUCUGGCAAUGUCUCAAGUGCUGAAGCCGUGCCUACUGGAAACCCUGUUAAUGACCCUCGUGCAAACCUUUUGGCGCAGUCAAAACUGGACUUGCUUGACAAGUCUCCAAGUUUGGAACUCGAUACAGUCCCUCCAUCAUACUCCACAUCACCCGACAGUGGGGAGGUUGUUAAUAAACACACAUUCGAAGUGGUGAGAAGUGGAUAUGAAAGUGAGCUAGAAGAAGACCCAGUUCCACAUCAUGUACCAAAACUGAGACUCUUGCCAUCAUCUGGAAAAGCCUUAUCUGAGCUGCUACCCAACUUUCAGCCUCGCAAGUCCAUUGGACUCUUGAGGCAUCUGUGCGUUGACUCACACCCACUUAUAAGUGAAUGCACAAGAGAACCUCAGCUAGUAAAGAGGCCACUGCUAAAUAUAAUUGCCGAGCAACAACCAUCAAAUAGUGAAAAUCUAGCCGCAAACGGAAUGUCAAGCUCUUUUGGAAAGGAGCGAUCAAGAAAGAAACUAGACUUUCAAGCUGACACAAAUGGUGUAGCUGUAUCAACGUUUUGGAGGCAACAUGGAACAUUUUCUACAAAUGAGAGUGCAAAUCUUCAUGGGAAAGAAGAAAGGUCUGCUGAAAAAGAAUCAAAGAGCAGACAUUCCAAGAUGCAUCAUGUGGAAGUUCCAAAAGGCAGCUCACCUGAGAAUCAAGAAGUAGCAUCGGUUAAAAACCAUAUGUCAGACGUUGCAUCCAUGUCAAAGGGUCAAUGCACAACUGUCGCCAAGAAGAUCCAAAAUGAAGAAAAAUCUGUAUGUGCCUGUGAAAUGGAAAGUCAUAAACACAACUUAUUUGGAAAUCAGCUAGUUGUGGCACCCAGAAAGCACACACUAGAUCUUGCAGCAUUCAGGCCAAAAUCUCACAGUACACCUAUAAUUCCUAUGAGACAUGUUACUGCAAAUGCCCAUCCUAGUAUUCCAAUGGAGCUCGGCCCUGUGUUGUUACCAAGAAUACUUAAAAGAAUUGCACUGAAGUUGGAAGCACAGCCUGUCUCUUCAGACAUCAUUCAUGCUGCCAAAAAUGCACCGCAUAUGAGUUCCGCUUCCCCAUGCACACCAGCUCAAUAUCAACAGCACAGCAGAGCUACUUCGCACUCAUUAACAAAACAGAGGCAACAUAUAACACAUCCAGAUAACAUUGCUUCUGGAGGAGCUGACAAAAACAAUGAAUCAUCUAUUGGCAAGGCAGGCAAAGUUAUUUUGGUAGAGCAGCAAGAUGUUUGUAUUCCUAGACAUCAAGACUGUGAUAGUGCAAAACAGUUGUGUUUGCCAAAGCAUAACCGAAGCCAAGACUGCGCUGAAGAUAUGCAAGCCAGUGAAAAAUGCUUUGCACGACUACAUGUCUCCUUCUUUGAUGGUCAAAGUAGGCAUUUGGAGCGCAGUGUCAUCAACAAUGACAUGCAGAGUGAAGCAGGGUCUCCAGUCAUACCUAAGCUUCAGGAAAGUGGUCGUACAAGAAAAGGCAAAUUGGAUGCAUGCAGUGAAAGAGAGCAUCAAGUACUCGAAUUAAAGCUUCUGAAAAGUGGUCAGACAAAGAGCAGUAGGGAUGCACAGUGUGGAACAGAGUCGCCAAUCAUACUCGAGCUUCAGGAAAGUGCUCAAGCAAAGAAGCCCAGAAUGGACAAACAUGACCUGCCGAAGUCUUCAGCCAUAGCCAAGCUUCAAGAACGUGCUCAAAGGAAGAAGCGCAAAAAAGCCAAGGUUUGGGUUCGAGUUCAACUAUAUGACCAGCCUAAUGGAACGCGCUCAAAAGCUGAUGUGAACAUGUACGACAUCUACCUCACACUUGCACUUGAAAUAAUUGAAGAGAACAGACAGAAGUGUCAGUCAGACAAAGAAAAAACAGUUAUGAAGUGGUUUUAUGAAGAAGUUGCCAAGGAUGCCACUGCAAUUAUUGAUGAUGUCCAGCUGUACACCAAUGAGCUCUUCGAAUUGGAAAAGGAAGUGCAGAGAAUGAACGAUUUGUCCGAGCAACUUUACAACAUUGGCCUUGAAGUGCAAAAGUAUGUUAAGGAAAACAACAUCCAAGGUGUGGACCCAUUUCAGUUCUAUUUCGAAGGGGAACUUUUAUGAAUAAUCUGCAGAAAGUGCUGUAUGAAACAGAUUUAUUACCAUUUGUAGCCAUGCAGCAGAAAGUGGCUGCACAGAUUUAUGCAUAAUCUGCAAAGAAGUGUUGUAUAAAACAGGUUUAUUUCUAUUUUUAGCCAACUGACUCCACAGAAGCAUCAUUACAUUGCCAACAUAUUCUUUUUUUUUUUCGCAUUAAACUGUGGUGCAAAUAAGGUG
Messenger RNA from Dermacentor albipictus, 2581 nucleotides. RefSeq lists its product as uncharacterized. Lineage: Eukaryota; Metazoa; Arthropoda; Arachnida; Ixodida; Ixodidae. The record is from RefSeq and is a predicted model, not a curated record.